Eruca vesicaria subsp. sativa (arugula) is the source of this 471-nucleotide messenger RNA. The record is from the annotation of a GenBank genome assembly. NCBI's taxonomy places the organism in Eukaryota, Viridiplantae, Streptophyta, Magnoliopsida, Brassicales, Brassicaceae.
AUGGAGAAUCCUCAGAGUCAGAGUAGAAACAAGAAAAAGAGGCUAACACAAGAGCAAGUUAGACAGCUGGAGAAAUGCUUCACGUUGAACAAUAAACUUGAGCCAGAACUCAAGCUUCAACUUUCCAACACGCUAGGUCUACCUCAGAGACAAGUCGCAGUCUGGUUCCAGAACAAGCGAGCAAGGUCCAAGACCCAGUCUCUUGAGCUCCAAUACUGCAAUCUCCAAUCCAAGCUUGAAGCAGUUCUCUCCGAUAAGGCAAAGUUAGAAUAUCAAGUACAGUUUCUCCAAGAUGAGUUGAAGAGGUCUAGAAAUCAGCUUGCUCUGUUCAUGCAUCAUGAUUCUCCUGUGGAUAAUUCUAAUCUUCGCUCUUGUGAAGAAGAUCAUGAUGAUCAAGUAGUGGUCUUUGACGAGCUUUAUGAUUGUUUCGUUACCAAUGGACAUGGAUCUUCAUCAACCUCAUGGGUCUGA